AUGUCAAUACAGAAACAAACUUUGGAGCAGCAAGAAUCGCAAAUGAUGCGCUUGAAGAACUCAGGAUUGAUCAAUUAUACUGCGAGUCCUUUACUGAAUGAUGAAAAAGAAGAGGAGAUGACGAGAUCAGCUCUUGCAGCAUUCCAUGCUAAGGAAGAAGAAAUCGAGAGGAAGAAAACUGAGAUCCGAGGGAAAGUUCAGGCUCAGUUGGGCCGUGUUGAGGAAGAAACCAAGAAAUUGGCUGAAAUUCGCGAAGAACUUGAAGCUCUAACAGAUCCAAUGAGGAAGGAAGUUUCACUUAUACGCAAGAAGAUUGAUCUGAUUAAUCGAGACUUAAGGCCAUUGGGACUAAGCUGCCAGAAGAAGGAAAGAGAGUACAAAGAAGCCCUCGAGACUUUUAACGAGAAGAACAGGGAAAAGGCUCAGCUGAUUACCAAACUAAUGGAGUUGGUAUCUGAAAGUGAGAAACUGAGGAUGAAGAAACUGGAGGAGCUGUGUAAGAAUAUGGAAUCCCUUUACUGA
Molecule: messenger RNA, 522 nt
Organism: Fraxinus pennsylvanica
Lineage: Eukaryota; Viridiplantae; Streptophyta; Magnoliopsida; Lamiales; Oleaceae
Source: the annotation of a GenBank genome assembly